ACCUCCUCCUCCUCCUCCCCGUCUGCAGCCGGAAGGGGGAUGUGAUGUAAAAAUCAGAGAAACUUUCGGAAGAUCCCGGAGAUUGUUACAGAAGUUGUGCAAAAGAACAGGAAAAAAAAGGGAGUCUGUGGAGCCGGCGAGAGGCGACGUCGGAGUGAAGAUUCGUGGGGACGGAGCACGGAACCCCCGGGGGGCCGCCGGAAUUCUGCCUAAAGGUCGCCGUCAUCCCAGCGCCGGGCGGAAUCCGCCGACCUCCUAGGAACCCGCCAAGCCUCUCCUGGAUCAGACUUUCAUUAAGUGGCCGUGAAAUGUAGGUGUAUGACGGCCGCUGGCGUGGACUUGACUGGACGGAUCUCCCACCUCGAGGGUCCUGGCGUCCCAGAAUGUAUCUCCGCUUACUCUUAUUGGCUCUGCUGACUGGAGGCGCAAACACAGAAGUCAUUCCUGCCAUAUGUCGCUAUGCUCUGGGGAUGCACGACAGAACCAUACGUGAUGAAGAUAUCACAGCGUCCAGUCAGUGGUACGAGUCAACCGGACCCCAGUACGCGAGACUGCAGAGAGAGGAAGGCGAUGGGGCCUGGUGUCCGGCGGGUCUCCUACAGCCCGAAGAUGUGCAGUUUUUGCAGAUCGAUCUCCACAAACUUUUCUUCAUCACACUGAUAGGAACCCAAGGACGCCACGCACGGGCCACUGGAAAAGAGUUUGCAAGGUCCUAUCGUGUAGAUUAUAGUCGUGAUGGAGAGCGGUGGCUUUCUUGGAAGGACCACCAAGGCCACCAGAUCAUUAAAGGUAACGAUGAUGAGUAUGAAGUGGUCCUCACUGAUCUCCGGCCUCCGAUAAUUGCUCGGUACAUCCGGGUAAUUCCUGUGACCCAGGUUCCGAUGACUGUCUGUAUGCGAGUGGAGUUCUACGGCUGUGUCUGGAUAGAUGGCCUGAAGUCAUAUAGCAUCCCCGAAGGCGAGACCUACAUGUCACCAGGACAGCCAGUGGCAUAUCUGAACGAUUCCACCUAUGAUGGAUAUUUGGAAAACAGGCGCCUCUCGGGUGGCUUGGGUCAGCUAACAGAUGGUGUUCACGGACUGGACGACUUCGCUCAGAGUCAUCAAUACCGUGUCUGGCCAGGUUACGACUACGUGGGCUGGAAAAAUGACAGCACGCGCAACGGAUACGUGGAGAUGGAGUUCCACUUUGACAGACCCAGAAACUUUACAUCUAUGAAGGUUCACUGCAACAACAUGUUUUCCAAAGGGGUGAAGAUUUUCCAAAAAGCUGAGUGCCUCUUUAAAUCCCGGCUGCAGUCUGACUGGGAGCCGGAGCGUGUCGGGGUGGUCACGGUUCUUGAUGAUAAAAACCCCAGCGCCAGGUUUGUCAUUAUACCCCUUCAGCAGCGGGUCGGCAGUGCGAUCCUUUGUCGCUUCUACUUCGCCGAUACGUGGAUGAUGAUCAGCGAGAUUUCCUUCCAGUCAGACAUGGACAUUUCGAUGCCCACCCUUGUUACUCUUCCACCAACUACUGUCAAAGCUGGGACCACUGAGAUUCCUUUUGUGAACACUACUGAACGGAAAACCGAAACCAGUUUUCCAUACACUAUUAGCCGACCACUGGAAAAAAAUGAGGAGUCUCGCACCUCCGUUCUGAUUGGCUGUCUGGUGGCCAUAAUACUACUGCUUCUGGUCAUCAUCGUCCUCAUCCUCUGGAAGCAGUACAUCCAGAAGAGGCUGGAAAAGUCUCCACGACGAAUCCUUGAAGAAGAUGCCACGGUGCGCCUGUCGUUUUACAGUUACACCAUCGGAAACAGUAACCAGACCCAAAUCCACCAGUCCAAUCCCACCUACGAGAGGAUAUUUCCUCUGGAUCUGGAUUACCAGCAGCCGACCAAACCACUACGCAAGCUGCCCGAGCUGUCGCAAAGUGCCGAGGAUUCAGCCUGCAGUGGGGACUAUGCCGAACCCGAUCUGACCAAGUCCACCCCACAUCAAGGAUUCCAGAACAGCGUUCCUCACUACGCCGAGACGGACAUCGUGAAUCUGCAAGGUGUGACAGGCAAUAAUAUGUACGCUGUGCCGGCCCUCACCGUGGACUCGCUCACCAAGAAGGAUAUCAGUGUUGGCGAGUUCCCGCGCAACCAACUGCGGCUGAAGGAGAAACUGGGAGAGGGACAGUUUGGGGAGGUCCAUCUGUGCGAGGUGGAAGGGCUGCUUGAUUUCCUGGAGAUGUCAUCGAGUGAGUUCAGCAACCAGCCGGAUUUGGUGGCAGUAAAGAUGCUGAGGGCGAAUGUCACAAAAACCGCCAGAAAUGAUUUUUUGAAAGAGAUAAAAAUCAUCUCCCGUCUUAAGCAUCCCAACAUCAUUCGCUUGCUGGGCGUCUGCGUCCGAGACGACCCUCUGUGCAUGAUCACAGAAUACAUGGAGAACGGGGAUCUCAACCAGUUCCUGACCCAGAGAGAGAUCCGUAGUCAGUUCACCACGGCCAACAACAUCCCGUCUGUCAGCGAGCGGAACCUCCUGUACAUGGCCACGCAGAUCGCCUCCGGAAUGAAAUAUCUGGCAUCUCUGAAUUUCGUGCACCGAGAUCUGGCUACAAGGAACUGCCUGGUGGGGAACAGUUACACGAUCAAGAUCGCAGAUUUUGGGAUGAGCCGAAAUCUGUACAGCGGCGACUAUUACCGCAUCCAAGGCAGAGCCGUGCUCCCCAUACGCUGGAUGGCUUGGGAAAGCAUUCUCCUGGGGAAGUUCACCACAUCCAGCGACGUCUGGGCCUUUGGGGUGACCCUGUGGGAGAUGUUCAGCCUGUGCAAGGAACAGCCGUACAGCCUCUUAUCAGAUGAGCAAGUGAUCGAAAACACCGGCGAGUUCUUCAGGGAUCAGGGGCGACAGAUCUAUCUCUCCCAGACACCUCUGUGUCCAACGCCGAUCUUCGACUUGAUGAUGAAAUGCUGGAGCAGAGACAUAAAGGAUCGACCGACCUUUGAGACGAUCCACAAUUUCCUGAUAGAGCAACUGGAUUCCACGGUGUAGCCUGGAAUGGAUUACCAAUCGUGGGUGAAAAUACCCAGCCAGAAGAGGCAGGUUCUUGUACCUCCCAACUCAUCUGGAGCUAUUCUGGACAUGGCCUUAGUUUUCUAGAUGUAGAUGUAGAAGGACCAAGAGACAAUGAUCUCCUGUAGCGCUCGUAGCUUUCCUGGGACCGCACCGGAAUUGUCUGUCUGCACUACACUUCGGGCCCCCACGCACCCCCCAACGAGGGAGAAACCCGCUGGGAUCGAGGACUGGAAAACCAUGUGAGAUAGGAGACUUUUGCUCACUGAAAAGUACCACUACAUGCCUGUGUGUAUUAACGUGUAGCCUGUGUGCGCGCAUACACACUUAUUCACUACGUAUACUGCCACUGCACACAAAGCAUUUUUACCUAUUUAUUUAACCAUGCUGCCGCCCGGCAGAGCUGUUUGUACAUAGGAAUCAUGUAACGUGUUUGUGCCACUGAUUUGUCAUGAAGUCUAAACAGGGACAGCCGUUAACCAGUCUUAAAACCUAGGCGUACCAGCAGGGCGUCACUACACCGGCAUACACGCCGCAUGUACCAGCCAGUGCCUUCCAUUAUUACGUGACGUUCAACCUAUCGACCAACACAGCACUCAUCCUCACACUCCACCCACUGCU
Messenger RNA from Spea bombifrons (plains spadefoot toad), 3659 nucleotides. Its product is annotated as discoidin domain-containing receptor 2-like. Gene Ontology annotation, molecular function: ATP binding; protein tyrosine kinase collagen receptor activity; collagen binding. Gene Ontology annotation, biological process: positive regulation of kinase activity; multicellular organism development; protein phosphorylation. Lineage: Eukaryota; Metazoa; Chordata; Amphibia; Anura; Pelobatidae. The record is from RefSeq and is a predicted model, not a curated record. The transcript is spliced from 19 exons. Bases 384 to 3017 code for a protein of 877 amino acids. Gene Ontology annotation, cellular component: signaling receptor complex; membrane.